AUGGAUCCCGGACGUAAAAACCUCGAGAAUCUUAAAAAGUCUCCAAAUCUAGUGAGCGAGGAGCCUUCGAUUAUUACACCUACCAAUCAAACGGCAAUUGGGAAUCUAAGUUGGAAGGACUUUAAAUGCCUGCUUGCAAAGAGAAAGGCUGAAGAAGAGCGGGUGUAUGAAGCAAACGAGAGACGCAAAUCUACCCACCAAGACAUUGACUCUACUAUUAAUACGGACGCAAAUUGGGACUCAAGAACAGGAUAUCAAGAUGCAGCACAUGCACCGCACCAGAAUAGUAGUGAAUAUCCUUAA
This is a messenger RNA of Phycomyces blakesleeanus NRRL 1555(-), 303 nucleotides long. RefSeq lists its product as hypothetical. NCBI's taxonomy places the organism in Eukaryota, Fungi, Mucoromycota, Mucoromycetes, Mucorales, Phycomycetaceae. The transcript has a single exon. The record is from RefSeq and is a predicted model, not a curated record. The coding region runs from base 1 to 303 and encodes 100 amino acids.